Messenger RNA from Penicillium malachiteum, 675 nucleotides. Its product is annotated as NACHT domain-containing protein. Lineage: Eukaryota; Fungi; Ascomycota; Eurotiomycetes; Eurotiales; Aspergillaceae. Bases 1 to 675 code for a protein of 224 amino acids. The transcript has a single exon. The record is from RefSeq and is a predicted model, not a curated record.
AUGGAUCUUUUAUGCCAACCAAAUGUCAUCAUUACAUCUAGGCCCAAUGCCGCUCUUCCAGCUAGCGUUAAGAAUAUUGACCUUGAGCUCGAGACGAUUGGGUUCUACCCAGAUCAGGUAAAAGCGUACCUUGAGACGGAUCCUCGUACAAAAGAAAGCGCUGUCAAAAUCCAGACCUUUCUUGACGCUCACUGGCUUAUGCAAGGGCUCAUGCGGAUUCCAAUCCAACUAGAUGCACUUUGCUACACUUGGAAGGACUUCAAGGGUAGCGAUGUGCCGGACACAAUGACUCGAAUAUACAGCGCGAUUGAAGAGAAUCUGUGGAGAAAGGACGCCGUUAGGUUGGAAAAGAUGACCGAAGGGGAAGCCGAACAAGCCCUUCCAACUGAGAUUACGCAAAAUAUCCAGCCCGAGACAAAGUUUCUUGAAUGUCUUGCCUUCAAUGGUUUGUGCAGCGAUGUGAUCAAAUUUACACCAGAGCAUCGAGACAAAUUAGUUGGAAGAUUUUCUCUGACCUUGACCGUGAACGAUACGAUGAACAGACUGUCUUUCCUACGAUCGUCAGAGUCAUCAAGACAUGAAGACCGAAGCUACCACUUUAUUCAUUUGACCUUCUCAAGAAUACUUUGCGGCACGAUAUCUUGCACAGCACUGGGUUGGAAACAAGCACCUUGA